GUUUGCUCAUCUGCAAGAUAUGGAAGCUUUAGCCUAAGUUCUGCCAGGAAGACUCAAUCACUUCGUCACUAAUUACCUUCAUCAUUAUCCAAUCACGUCUUUAUACUCCUGUAUAAAAGAUCGUACUUACACAUGUUUGAGUUCGCAGAUGCCAACGCGACAACAACCACAGAUUCCGACGCGAUUGUACUUGCUCAAGCUGUUGUGUUUAUUCAUCUCCUUGCUGUAAUUAAGUUCGUGCCCCGCAAACUAUCUAGAGUUUGACGUUCCUCUAAGAUGCACACGGGAUCGUUGGCUUAGCUCCGUGUCGCGGCGAUCAUCUGCAGUCGUUUGUGUUGGAUGAUUUACAAGCUUUUCUCGGCAGAGGAUGUGAACAUUGGCGGAGUUCCGUGUGCUUCCAGGCCAGGGUUGCCAGGUUCUCAAAACCGCCAGUUACUACUAUUUAAAAAAAAAAAAAAAAAAAAAAAAAAAAAAAAAUACGAUCUUGGCAACGCUGGUGCUUUCCGAGAUGUCGCGUCAGUGCUGCUUGGGUCUCAACACCUGAAAAGACUUUGGUCUCAAUCAACAAAUAUUCAUCUGUACGCUCACGUGAACCUGCAGCAAUGAAGUUUCUCCGGACCAGCAGACAGAAUUAAGGCUGCCAGUCUCUUCGGCAUCUCGCCUCCAUCACUUCACAAGUCUACAGCAUUAUAAGUAUCAUUUUGUUCUAUGCACUUGCGGCGCCUGGGCAUUAAUUUAUUCUCUGCAAGGAUUUAUACUUGCACGUUCAAAUAAAACACUGUGCGUUUCGUGCUUGUUUAUUGACUUGCACAGCAUAAUUAAGAUGUUGAUCAUAGUGCAUGCAAUUUUCUGAAUUUCUUCGUAAUGAGGCACUUUAAGGCUCAUCAUAAACGCUACAAUCUUUAUACUGAUAAAGAUUUUUCGCAUUUCUUAAAAAAAAAAAAAAAAAAGCUCUGUCUAGCACACUUGAGAUUCGCUGUUUUAAUCCUAUGCUUUAAUAUUUGUUUAUUCAGUCUUUCAUUUGCGUUAUUCCUGAAAGUUCAUACUCUAAUGGGAUUCUAUGGUUGCAGAUGCAGGGAACCGCUGCUCUCACCUCAUCUUUACAUGGCUUACUCUUGGGCUAGUGAAUUAUGAACACCGGAUCUACCAAGCUGAUGCGUAUAUGGACCCUUCUUUUGAGUCGUAGCUGCAGUCUAUCUACUGGCCAUUCAUUCAGAAUUGGGGCAGCUACUUCAGCAGCUGAAUGAGGGAUCUCUACAUCAGCUGUUAAGAUCAUGGGCAGAUGGUCUUCCGAAGCAUUUGAAUCAUACAUCAGACCUGAUUCAAAACCAUUAUUGAAGCUCAGCAAGCUCUCCUGUAACUAAUCAGGUAAAUUCAUGCAAUUACUGGUGGUGGUGUUACUAUAUCUGUAUGGUCUUUCAAGGCCUGUCUGUGUCUGCCUAUCGUGGCUAUUUCUGUACGGUCUAUCGAGACCUGUCCGUGUCCGGCUAUCAUGGCUAUUUUUCUGUAUGGUCUAUCAAGGCCUGUCCCAUGUCUGCCUAUUGUGGCUAUCUGUGUCUGGCCUAUCGUGGCUAUUUCUGUACGGUCUAUCGAGACCUGUCCGUGUCCGGCUAUCAUGGCUAUUUUUCUGUACGGUCUAUCAAGGCCUGUCCCAUGUCUGCCUAUUGUGGCUAUCUGUGUCUGGCCUAUCGUGGCUAUUUCUGUACGGUCUAUCGAGACCUGUCCGUGUCCGGCUAUCAUGGCUAUUUUUCUGUAUGGUCUAUCAAGGCCUGUCCCAUGUCUGCCUAUUGUGGCUGUCUGUGUCUGCCUAUCGUGGCUAUUUCUGUAUGGUCUAUCGAGACCUGUCCGUGUCCGGCUAUCAUGGCUAUUUUUCUGUACGGUCUAUCGAGGCCUGUCCGUGUCUGCCUAUCGUGGCUGUCUGUGUCUGGCCUAUCGUGGCUAUUUCUGUACGGCCUAUCAAGGCCUGUCCGUGUCCGGCCAUCAUGGCUAUUUUUCUGUAUGGUCUAUUGAGGCCUGUCCUGUGUCUGCCUAUUGUGGCUAUUUCUGUACGGCCUAUUGAGGCCUGUCUGCGUCUGCCAUUGUGGCUGUCUGCGUCUGGCCUAUCGUGGCUAUUUAUGUACGGCCUAUCGAGGCCUGUCUUGCGUCUGCCUAUCGUGGCUGUCUGCGUCUGGCCUAUUGUGGCUAUUUAUGUACGGUCUAUCGAGGCCUGUCUGUGUUGGCUAUCAUGGCUAUUUCUGUACGGUCUAUCGAGGCCUGUCCGUGUCUGCCUAUCGUGGCUGUCUGCGUCUGGCCUAUUGUGGCUAUUUCCGUUGGUCUAUCGAGGCCUGUCCGUGUCUGGCUAUCAUGGCUAUUUUUCUGUAUGGUCUAUCAAGGCCUAUCUGUGUCUGGCCAUCAUGGCUAUUUCUGUACGGUCUAUCAAGGCCUGUCUGCGUCUGCCUAUUGUGGCUGUCUGUGUCUGGCCUAUCGUGGCUAUUUAUGUAUGGUCUAUCGAGGCCUGUCUGUGUCUGGCUAUCAUGGCUAUUUUUCUGUAUGGUCUAUCGAGGCCUGUCUGCGUCUGCCUAUCGUGGCUGUCUGCGUCUGGCCUAUCGUGGCUAUUUCUGUUGGUCUAUUGAGGCCUGUCUGUGUCUGCCUAUCGUGGCUGUCUGCGUGAGGCCUAUCGUGGCUAUUUAUGUUGGUCUAUCGGGGCCUGUCUGUGUCUGCCUAUCGUGGCUGUCUGCGUCUGGCCUAUCGUGGCUAUUUAUGUACGGUCUAUUGGGGCCUGUCUGUGUCUGCCUAUCGUGGCCGUCUGCGUCUGGCCUAUCGGGCUAUUUAUGUUCGGCCAAUUGGGGCCUGUCCGCGUUUGCCUAUUGUGGCUGUCUGCGUCUGGCCUAUCGUGGCUAUUUAUGUUCGGCCUAUCGAGGCCUGUCCGUGUCUGCCUAUCGUGGCUAUUUCUGUUGGUCUAUCGAGGCCUGUCCGUGUCUGCCUAUCGUGGCAUUUCUGUUGGUCUAUCGAGGCCUGUCUGUGUCUGCCUAUCGUGGCUAUUUCUGUUGGUCUAUCGAGGCCUGUCCGUGUCUGCCUAUCGUGGCUAUUUCUGUUGGUCUAUCGAGGCCUGUCUGUGUCUGCCUAUCGUGGCAUUUCUGUUGGUCUAUCGAGGCCUGUCUGUUUCUGCCUAUCGUGGCUAUUUCUGUUGGUCUAUCGAGGCCUGUCUGUGUCUGCCUAUCGUGGCUAUUUCUGUUGGUCUAUCGAGGCCUGUCUGUGUCUGCCUAUCGUGGCUAUUUCUGUUGGUCUAUCGAGGCCUGUCUGUGUCUGCCUAUCAUGUCUGUGUCUGCCUAUCAUGGCUGUUUCUGUUGGUAUAUUGAGGCCUGUCUUUGUCUGCCUAUCGUGGCUAUUUCUGUUGGUCUAACGAGGCCUGUCCAUGCCUGCCUAUCGUGGCUGUCUGUGUCCUGCCUAUCGUUGCUGUCUGUGUCUGGCCUAUUUCUGUAAAACUUAAGAAGUUUAAUCUAACGUCAUUAUACUGGUCAUGCUAACUCUCUUUCUAUUUCUUCCAGGAACCUUAGGAUUCACAACUGGUGGGUAUACUUCAUCUACUUUUUUUGGGGGGGAAGGCUGGCCCCGUCUGGAGGUCUCAUAAUCCACCUAAUUUUGGGGGUCUGCUGCGCCCCUGCCUUCGUCUUCAGGCAGGAAAUGCAGAUUCGCUACCCUCGGAUUACGAACCAUGGACGGGGCCUUCCGCCAAAGAAAUUUAUAAUUGUGCUCGCUGAGCUGUCAAUAAAUGUAUGCUUCGUACAUUCCUCUAUCUCCCGAGUCUUUCUGGUAGAAAUGGAAGCUUUAGCCUAAGUUCUGCCAGGAAGACUCAAUCACUUCGUCACUAAUUACCUUCAUCAUUAUCCAAUCACGUCUUUAUACUCCUGUAUAAAAGAUCGUACUUACACAUGUUUGAGUUCGCAGAUGCCAACGCGACAACAACCUCCACCCUCCCCACCACCACCAGGAUGGUCCUGUCCUUACCUUCCAGGGGGGGUCUGCUGCGCCCCUGCCUUCGUCUUCAGGCAGGAAAUGCAGAUUCGCUACCCUCGGAUUACGAACCAUGGACGGGGCCUUCCGCCAAAGAAAUUUAUAAUUGUGCUCGCUGAGCUGUCAAUAAAUGUAUGCUUCGUACA
Molecule: messenger RNA, 4139 nt
Organism: Carassius gibelio (silver crucian carp)
Lineage: Eukaryota; Metazoa; Chordata; Actinopteri; Cypriniformes; Cyprinidae
Exons: 2
Coding region: 2188-3462 (424 amino acids)
Source: RefSeq, a predicted model, not a curated record